AUGUCCCGCCCCGAAGAUACCCUUGCCGCCGACGUCCACUACAACGACGCCGAGGCCCGCAAGUAUACCACCAGCUCCCGUAUCCAGAACAUCCAGGCCUCCAUGACGCGUCGCGCCCUCGAGCUGCUUGACCUGCGCGGCCCCUCGCUCCUCCUAGACGUCGGCUGCGGCAGCGGCCUGUCGGGCGAGAUCCUCUCGGCCCUCGACCCGGCCGACGGCGGGCCCCACACCUGGGUCGGCAUGGACCUCGCACCCUCGAUGCUUGACGUCGCCCUCGAGCGCGACGUCGACGGCGACCUCCUCCUCGCCGACAUUGGCCAGGGCGUCCCCUUUCGCCCGGGCUCCUUUGACGCCGCCAUCAGCAUCUCGGCCAUCCAGUGGCUCUGCAGCGCCGAGUCCUCCGACACCUCCCCCACCGGUCGCCUCUCCCGUUUCUUCAACGGCCUCUACGCCGCCCUCCGCCGCGGCGGCCGCGCCGUCUGCCAGUUUUACCCCAAAAAUGACGCCCAGCGCGCCCUCAUCACCCAGGCCGCCGUCAAGGCCGGCUUCGGCGCCGGCAUCCUCGAGGACGACCCGGGCACAAAGAACGUCAAGCUCUACCUCGUCCUCACCGCCGGCACCAGCCCCGUCGACGGAAAGUCCUCGGACAUCACCGGCGUCGUCGCCGGCAUGGACAAUGUCGACGUCCUCGACGCCCGCAAGAGGGUUAAGACCGGCCCCGCCUACGUCAAAAAGGGGAGCAAGGCCUGGAUCGUCAAGAAAAAGGAGCAGAUGGAGCGCAAGGGCAAGGUUGUCAAGGCCACCUCAAAGUACAGCGGGCGCAAGCGUCGCACCGCCUUUUGA
This is a messenger RNA of Hirsutella rhossiliensis, 843 nucleotides long. Its product is annotated as methyltransferase involved in williams-Beuren syndrome domain-containing protein. The transcript is spliced from 2 exons. The record is from RefSeq and is a predicted model, not a curated record. Gene Ontology annotation, molecular function: rRNA (guanine) methyltransferase activity. The coding region runs from base 1 to 843 and encodes 280 amino acids. Gene Ontology annotation, cellular component: nucleolus. NCBI's taxonomy places the organism in Eukaryota, Fungi, Ascomycota, Sordariomycetes, Hypocreales, Ophiocordycipitaceae. Gene Ontology annotation, biological process: rRNA (guanine-N7)-methylation.